AUGUUGAAAUCGACAAAACACUGUUUGGUCACUAGGGCUAUUAAUUGUAGUCGUGUUUUCUCUACAGUUGAGAUCUUGUAUAAACCUGCUUAUUCUCCAGUUGAGAGCUUCAGCCCACAAGUCCUGGAUUCUUCUCAUUGCAAAGUUAAAGACCAUUUUACAAAGACUCCAAUAGGUAAAGAAGCCCAAUAUUUGUUCCAUAAUAAGAAAAUCAAGAAGGCUACAAGACUCUCGGUGUCAAACCAAGCUGUUGAAUGUCAUUUAGAGUCAUUCAAUUUACUGAACUCGCCUCUUUUCAAUAAAGGGUCUGCAUUCACUCAAGAGGAAAGAGAGGCUUUCAAACUAGAUGCAUUGUUACCGCCACAAAUUAACACACUGGAGGAACAAGUAGAAAGAGCCUAUAAACAACUAUGCAGAUUUAAAACACCACUGGCUAAAAAUGAUUUCAUGACUUCAAUGAGGGUUCAGAAUAAAGUAUUAUAUUUUGCUUUGAUCAAAGAACAUAUUAAAGAAUUAGUGCCAAUCAUUUAUACUCCAACAGAAGGUGACGCUAUUGCGGCGUAUUCUCAUAGAUUUAGAAAACCAGAAGGUAUUUUCUUGGAUAUCACUGAUCCAGACUCAAUAGAGAGAAGACUAUCUCUUUACGGAGAAGACAAAGACGUGGACUACAUUGUAGUUACUGAUUCGGAAGGGAUUUUAGGUAUUGGUGAUCAGGGUGUCGGUGGUAUUAGAAUCGCGGUGUCCAAAUUGGCUUUAAUGACUCUAUGUGGUGGCAUUCAUCCAGGUCGUGUCUUACCUGUUUGUCUAGAUGUUGGAACAAAUAACAAACGACUGGCUAGAGACGAAUUGUAUAUGGGAAACAGAUUUUCAAGAAUUAGAGGCAAACAAUAUGAUGAGUUUGUUGAGAAAUUCAUACAAGCCGUCAAAAAACGUUUCCCAUCUGCCAUCUUGCAUUUUGAAGACUUUGGUGUCACAAACGCAAGAAGGUUACUAAAUAGAUAUAAAAAUGAGUUGCCUUGCUUCAAUGACGAUAUUCAAGGUACAGGCGCUGUCGUGAUGGCAUCGCUUAUUGCAGCAUUGAGGCAUACCAAUAGAACUCUAGAUGCUUCCAAAAUAUUAAUAUUUGGUGCAGGUUCUGCCGGUUUAGGUAUUGCUGAUCAAAUUGUUAAUAAUUUAGUAGCAGAUGGGAUGUCAAAAGAAGUGGCUAGAUCCAAAAUUUACCUAAUGGAUAGACGAGGUUUGAUAUUAAAGAGUAUGGAGGAUGUAUCCUCGCCUAGUCAAUAUCUUUUUGCUAAAGAUGACGAACUAGCUAGUUCGUUCGAUUCAGAAUCGUUACAGGAGGUCAUUUCUAUGGUCAAACCUACUUGUUUGAUAGGUUGUUCGACCCAGGCUGGUGCCUUCAAUAAAGUUGUAAUAAAAGAGAUGUACAAACAUAAUCCUCGACCAAUUAUAUUCCCAUUGUCCAAUCCAACUAGAUUGCAUGAGGCGGUUCCUGAAGAUUUAUUAAAAUGGACGGACUUCAACGCGUUAGUGGCCACUGGUUCACCUUUCCCACCUGUUGAAGGGUAUAGAAUAUCUGAAAAUAAUAAUUGUUUCUCAUUCCCUGGUAUUGGGUUAGGCGCAGUACUAUCUCGUGCUACUGUAAUUUCUGAUAAGAUGAUUGCUGCAGCAGUUCAUCAGUUGGCAUCAUUGUCUCCAUUAAAGGAUGGGGAUUCCAGACCAGGUUUAUUACCCUCGAUGACUGAAAUCAAUGACACAUCAUCUAGAGUGGCGACUGCUGUCAUUUUACAAGCGAUCGAAGAAGGUGUAGCCAGAAUUGAAAAUGAAACGAUACCGGGCUCUAAACAUGAAGAAAAAGUGAAUGUUCCUAGAGACUUCGAUGGUUGUUUGGAGUGGGUUCGCGAACAGAUGUGGAAGCCUGAAUACAAACCAAUGGUGAAGGUUGUCCAUGAUCCCACAAUCCAUACCCAUCAACUCUAA
This is a messenger RNA of Tetrapisispora phaffii CBS 4417, 1980 nucleotides long. RefSeq names its product malate dehydrogenase (oxaloacetate-decarboxylating) (gene MAE1). The coding region runs from base 1 to 1980 and encodes 659 amino acids. Gene Ontology annotation, molecular function: malate dehydrogenase (decarboxylating) (NAD+) activity; NAD binding. The record is from RefSeq and is a predicted model, not a curated record. The transcript has a single exon. Gene Ontology annotation, biological process: malate metabolic process; pyruvate metabolic process. Gene Ontology annotation, cellular component: mitochondrion. NCBI's taxonomy places the organism in Eukaryota, Fungi, Ascomycota, Saccharomycetes, Saccharomycetales, Saccharomycetaceae.